Drosophila obscura is the source of this 1011-nucleotide messenger RNA. RefSeq lists its product as uncharacterized. NCBI's taxonomy places the organism in Eukaryota, Metazoa, Arthropoda, Insecta, Diptera, Drosophilidae. The coding region runs from base 89 to 991 and encodes 300 amino acids. The transcript has a single exon. Gene Ontology annotation, biological process: protein insertion into mitochondrial inner membrane from matrix; inner mitochondrial membrane organization. Gene Ontology annotation, cellular component: mitochondrial inner membrane. The record is from RefSeq and is a predicted model, not a curated record. Gene Ontology annotation, molecular function: ribosome binding.
UACGUCAUUUGGGAACUAGAGCUCAGAUGCGGGUGAUAUGUUUCGGCUAACAUCUGGGAAAGUUUGAUCAAAAUUCAACAAUGGAAACAUGAUGGUCAGACCGAAGCUCAGACUCGACCUCCCACUGCAGCUCCCUCGGAUAUUUCCGUGCCAUCGGACACCGCACCAUGGCCAGGAGCGGAGAGCGAUCCGUUUGCUGGGCACACAGGCCCCGGUCAAUGGCCGUCAGACGUUCUUGAGUCCGCAGCCGGAUCUGAGGAGGAGCACCGAGACGAAUCGCCUCAACAUACAGUUGGACGUUGUGCGCAGCGUGGACAGGCCGCGGGAUGUGUCGCUGCCGGCCAUGAUCUACUUCUACAGCCCGUGGAGCCUGCUCACCAGCAAGCUGAGUCUGCUGAAGCUCAAAUUACUGUGGGACUGGGGUUUUUCAGAGGCCAGGUUCCUGGAGAACUCCCGCCAAGCGGCGCUCAUCAUCACCGACUUCGUACGGCGCCAUCGGUCGCGCAAUGUCGAGCGAUGUUCCACGCCCAUGGGAUACAAGCAGAUCAGUCACGACCUGAUAGACGGAGCCCGCGACUGGCGGCUGAACAUGAUGCGCUUCGAGCGCCAACACAUAUAUCGUUCCAUUCCGCUGAAGGUGCAGCUACUGCGGCACUACGGCCACAAGUUUGCCUUCAUCGACGUGGUCUACGUGGCGCUGCGUCGCACCAACGACUUCAGUUCGUCCAAGGAUCUCGACGAGGUGCAGCUUCUGAUGCGGCAGCAUUCAAAUAAAUCGCAACUGACUGUGGACCAUCCACUCAUCUUUGCCGAGAUUUUCGUCCGCUAUCGUCGGGACUAUUCCACCACACCCACACCGAUGGGCAAUGUGCGGGAGAACAGUCGCUGCAUGGGCCAGUGGCUGGUGUCCACCUACAAGAUUCUGCAGUUCGACCUUCUCGACCAUCAUACCCAGUUCAAUAUUCCUGAAACUCGUCUGGCCACUCAAUAAAACACUUUGCACCGGGAAAA